Molecule: messenger RNA, 7370 nt
Organism: Centropristis striata (black sea bass)
Lineage: Eukaryota; Metazoa; Chordata; Actinopteri; Perciformes; Serranidae
Gene: dusp3a
Product: dual specificity phosphatase 3a
Exons: 3
Coding region: 164-814 (216 amino acids)
Biological process (GO): negative regulation of MAPK cascade; protein dephosphorylation
Cellular component (GO): cytoplasm
Molecular function (GO): MAP kinase phosphatase activity; protein tyrosine/serine/threonine phosphatase activity
Source: RefSeq, a predicted model, not a curated record
AUCAGACACCUUGUAGACAAGACCACAGCGCGCGCACGACUCACGUGCGAAGGUAAAAAAAAAAAAAAAUGCAGCUGGAUAACCGGACGGAGGUCGAGAGUCUGCAGCCGGCUGUUAUCUAACAUUAGUUUGGGGUUGUGGAAGAAAAAAAAGAAGAAGAGCCAUGAAGAAACACCUGAGUCCGACCAAACAGCAGCAGCAGCAGCAGCCACCGGCGGACGGCCCGGCGGCUCCCGGCGGCUCGGUGACCGUCCAACAACUCAACGAGCUGCUGUCUAACGGCAGCGGCUUCUACAGCCUCCCGACACAGCACUUCAACGAGGUCUUCCCCCGAAUAUACAUCGGCAACGCGUUCGUGGCCCAGAAUGCAAUGCGUCUGCAGAAGCUGGGAGUGACGCACGUCCUCAAUGUGGCGGAGGGCACCUCCUUCAUGCACGUCAACACCAGCGUGGACUUCUACGCCGGCACAGGCAUCACGUACCACGGCAUCCAGGCCAACGACACGGAGCAGUUCAACCUCAGUGCCUUCUUCGACGAGGGGGCUGAUUUCAUCGACAAGGCCCUCGCACACAACAACAGCAAAGGGAAAGUGUAUGUCCACUGCAGAGAAGGCUACAGCCGCUCCCCCACCAUGGUCGUUGCUUACCUCAUGCUGCGCCACAAAAUGGACGCCCGGCUGGCGGUGGCCACCGUGAGGCACAAGAGAGAGAUCGGCCCCAACGACGGCUUCCUCCGCCAACUGUGCCAACUGAACGAGAAGCUGGCGAAGGAGGGCAAGCUGAACGGGGAGGUGGGCAAACUAAAGACCAAAUGAAAGUCUCCCUCCGUCUCUUCCCAUCAUGCCUUUCACAGGGCGUUCAGCUGCUCUCGGACCCCCACCCUGACCAAACCAGCACCCAUCUGACACACCAAGGGGUAUUCUGAAACACACACACAUAUACAUGCAUUUAUCUGUGUAGAUAAUAACACAUACACACACACACAGUCUCACACAUUUUUAAUCUUCAGUUCACGUCUGUCACUGCUGCUCUGCACGGGGGACGCCUGUCUGUCCGCCUGCUCCGACAAAGAGUGUGAUCUCAAACCCUUUUUUUAAACACACACACACACGCACACACACACACACAGACGAAAGCAGUACCUUAAAGCAUUCCUUCAAUCCAAAACAAGUUAAGAAGGUCAAAACUUCGCCCUGAUUUUUAAAGAUUUUUUCCUUAAAUAGAAGAUUAUAGCACAAUCAUUCCAUAGUUUUCCACUGCCGGGAAUGUCAGUGAUGUCUCCGCCAACAGGAGUACUCUAUAAAAUUCCAAAUGAACUCUUUAUUUAAGAUAUUUAAAAAGUUGCACAUGAUGCACAUACAAAAUAGGUCAGAAAGUGAAUGGAUGGAGGAAAAAAAAUCCCAAACAUUCCAUGAAAACUAAAAAAAGUUUUUGUUGCCCUCUCAAUCCUUAAAAAAAUUCUCUUUCGGGGCAGAUAUUUAAUGCACAAACACACAAAUGAUCCACACUCUACUAGUGCGAGCUGUAGCUCUGUGUAGCAUUUCAGUCCUCCGCUCUCCGGCCUCUAGUUUGACCGCGGCUGCGUUUAUUUACUUGCCGACAGCAAAGGUCGAACCAAUUAAAAAUGACGAGCUCCUUGUUGUUUUCGCUGCAGAUGUGACGUUUUUUAAGUUUGUCAUUGAGCUGAAGCAGUAUCUGAGGGCAACACAGGACUGAAUAUCCUCUUAAAAAAGAGACUUUAAAUUAGCUAAUUUACUGUAUUUCAUUUAUAAAGUGUCUUCAAUACCCUAAACUCAAUACUGCAUGACAAAAAGUCAUUUUACUCAACAACUUAUAUGAUCUGAAUGCAAAAAAGAGGUUGAAAACAAAAUCUGCUGGCUCAGUUUGUGUGUUGCUCUUUUAUCGAGCACUGUAACAAGUUUAAGCCCUCUUUAAUUCCUGCAAAGACUGAGCAGAUGCACGCCGCAUGUCUGCACAGGAGGCCUUUCUCUCAGUCGUCUGACAGAACGGAUAUAAUCGUAUUUUAAUCAGCCCGUCUGUCUACACAGGCCACGUAACAGCUCGGGAGUUUUUACUUUUAUAUUUUUACACGUGUGAUGCUGAAACAGUUUCUGAACGCUGCCAAAAAACGUGGAUGACCUAAAGGCCUCCUGUGUGGACACCAACGACAGCUUUUGUUGCAGCUUAAUUCGACUUAAAAGCUGGAGUAGGGAAAAAAUGAGCCAGAAUUUGAAAGUAUAACCGUUUACCUGCAGCUCUCCCAAUGUGCAAGUCCUUUUUUUAACCAUACCAAUCAGGAUCUUGAUGCUCUGGCAAAUUAAUGACUGUUAUAGUCCAGUUUUCUUUGCAAACUUGUAGACUAGAUCCUAACGAAGGAUCGAGCUUAAUACUUAAACAUGAAUUUGAAUUAUCUGCAGCUGUGAGUUAGAAGAAGGCUAAACUAUGAGCAACAUGCUUCAGCAAUAUUGGUGCAUGUUUUAUUAGCGUCAGACUCUCUUUUGGGCGAAGUUUGUCUUCUUUUAUUGGGUUUCUUUGCCGUGCAAACAGUUGUUAUCAAAUGCUGGAAUAGCAACUUUUCCUGCAGGGGUUUCAACAAUUAAAAUCAGGCCUUUACCAUCUGAGGAGCGUGCACAUGCGUCUCCGUUUGUAAAAGAACCUCCAUCUCUUCUGAUUCGGAUGAACCAAACGGACUUGGGUUGUGAAAGAGACCUAAGAUAAAGAUCAAAGUCACAAACAGCCAGAUCGACUAGCUGAUCAACUGAAAAAUGAACUAUUUUAAACCUUAAAAGAACGGUUUAUUGUCUCAGUUUUUGGACUGUUGGACGAUUAAAUGAAAGCUCCGUCUUUGAGAGAGAAAAGCUGCAACACAUAACCAGAAGUUCUUUCUAAAAACAGAAACUUUGAGGUGUUAAAAGCUGAUUUACCGCCUUCAAACUUGACCAAAUGUUUCUCUAUAUUCUCUUCACUCAGAGAACCAUGGUUACAACGUAACCAUCUGAUCAAUUUCACUCUGAUUCGGACGAACCGAACGGACUCGGGUUGUAAAAACGCCCUAAGAGAAAGAUCAAAGGCUUGAACGAUCGGAUCGGCUAGCUGAUCAACCAAAAACAACCAGAAUCGACAUUGCUGAUCAACCGAAAAAUGAAUUAUUUUAAACCUUAAAAGAAUGGUUUAUUUUCUCAGUUUUUGGUCUGUUGGAGGCUCCAUCUGUAAGAGAGAGAAAAGCUGCAGCCUGUACCCAAAAGUUCUUUGAUUAAACAAAAACUUUGGAUUGUUGAAAACUGAUUUAUCAACAUCAAAUUAGACCAAAUUAGUUUCUCUAUAGUUUCUUCACUCAGAGAACCAUGGUUACAACAUAACCGUACGAUCAAGUUCACUCUGAUUUGGUGAACCAAACGUACUUGGGUUGUGAACAACAGGAUCAACUCGCUGAUCAACCGAAAAAUUAACAAUUUUAAACCUUAAAAGAACAGUUUAUUGUCUCAGUAUUUGGACUGUUGGAAACUCCGUCUUUGAGAGAGAAAAGCUGCAGCACGUACCCAGAAGUUCUCUAAUAAAACAGAAACUUUGGGCUGUCAAAAGCCGAUUUACCGCCUUCAAACUAGAGGCCUUUUAGUUCUCACUGUCAGAUGCAUCAUCGGACGAGGAUGCCUCCCACUCUUUCAGUAGACAGUUCCAGUUCAUCACGCCAGAGAGUUGUCCACUGCCGAUUCCCUGACACAGCCAUCCGGUCAGUAUCCAUCAGAGGUCCAUACACAACAUGUCUCACUCCGCAGUGUGUGUGUCAUACAGUAACCUACCAUGCCUGACUUUAUGCACACACAGGCUCAAAUCCAGUUUUUGUUUUUGUAUGUAUUAAAGCAUUGCAAUAUAUGUCAAUACCCCCAUCAGAUAUAUAGAAUGUAACCACAUCUAAAUAUGAUUAUUCAGGCUGUAGUUGUUACAUAUAGGCGACCGUAGCUCAACAAUACCUUCUGAAAAGUAUUUAUUACUUGGCAUAAUACUGUAAACUAAACCUAGUAGAGUGGCGGCGACAGGAGUGUUUUUAAAAACCUGCAACAGGUCACUCCUCGGGAGAAGCUUUGAGAAGUCCCACACAUCAGAUUCCUCCUGAACGAACGUCAGCAUGGGAGAGAGAGAGUGGAAACUAGGUUGUCUCACCUCAUUAAUGGCACUAUUUAUUCCUCCUUUGAUAUAUCUGUAUACAUAUGAAUAUAUACAUGUAUACUGUAUAUACAUAUUUAAGUGUUGACAUAUAUGAAUGUAUGAGCAAUGUGUCUAUAACGUGUAGGUAUCGUCAGUAUGUCUUAUAUAUCAUGUUCUAUUUGUGAAAGCUCCAUUCUUUCUUUCUGUUUGUUCCGCGGUUGGUUACAUGUGCAUUCACGUUUAUAGUGACAUGCACAUGUAAUACGUUGUGAUGUUUCCGAUCACAAUGGUGCAAAACUUGCUGAGGGUUUUUUCUGAGGCUACUGAGGCAUGUGAUCAUUGGGUUUACUGAUGUUUUGUACAGUUUUUUAGUUAUUUUAGUCAUAAUAAACAGCAAGAUGCAGGUGGCAGCGUCAGAUGGAUACGGAUUUAUCCUGCACAUACAUUCAUCCACUGCAAAACAUUUACAGCUCCUUUAUUUCUGGACAGAAGUUGGGAGAUUUAUUUUAAUGAGAAUGAAUAGAUUCUCCUGCAAGCUGCACUUUCUAUUUCAAUGCAUUGUUUUUAGCUGCAGAUUUCACCUUCAGUAGGCUGCAGACUACAGUUAUAUGUUAUUCUGACUAGGGAGACAACAGAGAAGAAAAAAAGCAAGUUGUGCACAAGAACAAUAAGAAAUAAUUACAAUUCAUGUAACAACAAAAAAAAUGCAGAUACACAAGUCAUGCAAUCCACAAAAGGAUCAAAAAACAAUCACAUGAAUUAUGCAAAUGAAUAAAAUAAAAUAAUUUAUUAUUAUUAUUAUUAUUAUUAUAAUUAUUAUUAUUAUUAUUAACUAGAAGAUGCAGAAUAAAGUUGCUUUCUUUGCUAUCCGAUAUUUCACAGAGAGUCCUGUUUCUCAUCGUGUGCAGAUUUGCUGCCGUAAAUUAAAUAUAUUUUGGUUUUUUUGACUGUUUAAACUGUUUCAAGGCGUCACCUUUUGGCUAUGGAAAAUUACACGUUUUUUUAAGGUUUUAUAGACCAAAAAAGCUCAUCGAAUGGUCAAGAAAAUAGUCGUAGGAUCAUUUAAUGAUUAAAAUUACUAUCAAAUUAGUUGCUUCUCCUUUCAGUUUUACAUAUCUUGUUCGAAAUCCAGCUAAAUGUUUGUGUGUACGAUCAAUGUAGGGAUGCAAAGUAACAGAAAUAUCUUUAACUGAUAGUUGGCUGCCUUAACAAGUGAUUAUCGGUUAAUCAUUCAUAAUUUAUGAAGUACAUUUUGUCCAUUAGAAAAACGUUUUAACCUGCCGUGACUUUGGCUCCACCUAGUGGUGCAACAGCAUAUUACAGCAAAGCCACACGUCUUCUGUUAAUACAAUAAAUAACAAUUAAUUCCCAAUAAUUCCCAUAAAUCUCCAUAAUUCCAAUUUUUCAAUAUUUCCAAAAUUCCUCAGCUCACUUCCCAUGAAAGGAGUUUCUGGAAAUUUACUGUUAAUUUCCCAACCCCUUUGCAGCCCUAGUGUUUUUACAGCAAUGUGAUCUCUUACAAACCAAUCUUUAGAUUAAAUACAAUUUUCAUGCAUUGAAAUGUAAAGUGCUGUUGCAGCUUCUGGCUCACUGUCGGCCCGGAGGACGAGUCAGAGACGGUAAACAUCAUAAACAUCAUCACAGGGAGUCAGAAGUGAUGCAAACUGUCUCGUGAACGAGAGGACAUGAGUGCAGUUUCCUCUUGUCAUCUGAUCAUCAUCAUAAAAACUUUAAAAUGUUUCUGAUCUGCAGAGCCUCACACUUGAUUCCUCCGGUGCAGCAGCUCUGAGAGUCUGAGACCAUUUUCAAGUCUUAAUUUAGCGCAUGUGUCACACGGCAUUUUACCAAACCACCUCGUCUCCAUGAACCCCAAAAACCCAACAGAAAAACAGUGAAAGUUAUCGACCAGACUCCAGUGCCCUCAACACCAACACAUCAAAGAUUGUCUUGUGCCAAGUGACCUACUGUAUUGUACAAAAAGCCAUUUAUUUGUUUAAAAAUCGGCUUUUUUUCUCAUCUACUGGGGUUUCACUCAUACAAAUGUGCUCUACACUACUGCCCUCCUUCUGAAUUCACAAAAAAAAGCAUUUCCUGUUGAGUUUUUACACAAAAAUUUGAGAAUUAUUGGCGGUCCAGGAUGAGGGUAUGUACUUUAUAGCAUCAACUGCCUACACCAACCUGCUUAUUAAUUCAGUUUGUGGCUCCAGAGGUUCAGAGGGUCUGAUCAACACUAGCCAUGGUAGAUGUUUUCUCUCACAUUUUGUAUUUAAACAUGACGAAAACUUGUCUUCCUUUUUCGGGUGAAGCAAAGAAAGUAAAAAGAAAGCGUCUAUGAUGGCUACACUGCUGGCUCCACACUCUUUUUUAUUAUGCAUCGAGUAACAGAGAAACACUGCCACCUGCUGGUCAAAUAAUCAACAAUAAUUUGACACCAUGAAUAGUUGCAAUCCAACCACACGUUUUCUGUCUUUUUCUCUUCUGUAAUGUGAACCCCUGUGACUUCCUUUUGUUCCGUUUAACAAAGUACCAGCAUCGUUUCGUGGGUUAUACUCCAGGUACAGUACUUUAUGUAUUCUCGAGAAUGUCAAAUGUGAAAUGCCAUUGAUGUAUAUUGUUAUAUAUACUGAGUAUGUAACACAAACUAAGGCAAUUAAUUGUGAAUUGCUGCAUUUUACCGCCUACUAUAUAGAUUGUUUGAUAUUGGAUCUAGUGAGUUGAAAUCGACUUCUUUUCUCCUCAAACUUUGGUUGAUUUCUUUUUCUUUAGAUUUGUCCUGUUUACAAAGGAUGUGGGUUUAAUUAUUAAUUGAUGAUUUUGAUUUUUUUUCACAAGGCAUAUAUAAAGAAGGCUAGUUUUUGUACAGUAGGAAAUCAUGAGAAGUGUGAUUGUGACCUACUUCUGUCGACUUAAAGGCACACUAUGCAGGAAUUAUCACUUACUGUUUGUAAACACUGUUUUUUUCACUAAAUUUGCAUAUUUUUGACGCUUUGUCCACUAUUUUCGGUUUAGUACAAUUAAUAACAAUAAUAAUAAUAAUAAUAAUAAUAAUAAUAACAUUUUUCCUCCCACAUUUUGACACAGGAUGAAUCCAGGUCUCUCAUGUGGAGGUUAUUUGUAUGGACUCUGUCGCUCCUUAUACUAAUAAACUUCGCUCCUGUAAUAAUUAGGUUGACGGCCGAACUAAAAAUGUUUAUAUAGCAGCUGGGAAAAAGGCCAAAAAUGCCC